AUGGCGGUGCUCAACAGAGAUGGGCUACAACAACAUGAUGACGAAAGAUGCUCUCUCUUUUCCGCAUCUACUACAAGAAUAAAGACGAUUCUCAGCAAUCAGACUGUCGACAUUCCAGAAAAUGUCCACAUCAUUCUGAAGGGAUGCACUGUUAUUGUGAAGUGCCCCAGAGGAACCCUGGGAAGGGACUUCAAUCACAUCAAUGUAGAACUCAGUCUUCCUGGAAAGAAAAAGAAGAGGCUCCAAGUUGACAAAUGGUGGGGAAAUAGAAAAGAACCGGCUACCGUGUGCACUAUCUGUAGUCAUAUACAGAUCAUGGUCAAGGGUGUUACAUGGGGCUUCUGUUGCAAGAUGAGGUCUGUGUAUGCUCACUUCCCCAUCAACGUUGUUAUCCAGGGGAAUGGUUCUCUUGUUGAAAUCCGAAAUUUCUUGGGUGAAAAGUACAUAUGCAGGGUUCAGAUGAGGCCAAGUGUUGCUUGUUUUGUAUAUCAAGCCCCGAAAGAGGGGUUAAUUCUUAAAGGAGAUGACAUUGAACUUGUAUCACAUUCAGCUGCUUUGAUUCAGCAAGCCACAACAGUUAAAAUCAAGGAUAUCAGAAAGCUUUUGGAAAGUAUCUGUGUUUCUGAAAAAGGAACAGUUCACAGGUUGAUGAAUAAGAUCUAAGUUGUCCAGCUACAGAAACAGCAAGGUGACAGAUGAUUUUUCAGACUUAUUUGUAAUAUUUUAAAGAUGCAAGAAAGGCUGUAUUAAUUUGGG
Herpailurus yagouaroundi (jaguarundi) is the source of this 756-nucleotide messenger RNA. Its product is annotated as 60S ribosomal protein L9-like. Gene Ontology annotation, cellular component: cytosolic large ribosomal subunit; ribosome. Gene Ontology annotation, molecular function: structural constituent of ribosome; rRNA binding. Bases 1 to 663 code for a protein of 220 amino acids. The transcript has 2 exons. NCBI's taxonomy places the organism in Eukaryota, Metazoa, Chordata, Mammalia, Carnivora, Felidae. Gene Ontology annotation, biological process: cytoplasmic translation. The record is from RefSeq and is a predicted model, not a curated record.